Pocillopora meandrina is the source of this 1243-nucleotide messenger RNA. NCBI's taxonomy places the organism in Eukaryota, Metazoa, Cnidaria, Anthozoa, Scleractinia, Pocilloporidae. The record is from the annotation of a GenBank genome assembly.
AUGGUUAAUGUGCAAUUUGAUGACAAUCUAAAUUCUUUUCAAGUCAAGAAACCUGAUAUACCUCAAGGCUUUGAGAUUGUUAAACAAGAAGAACUUGAGUUGCCAUUUUUGUAUCAUGCACACAAAUUUGAAAAAAAGUUAUAUAUCAUUCUUAAGGAAAACCCUCUUGGUUGGCUACGGCGGAUUUCUGUUGAAAAUGUCAUAUUCAACAUCAAAAUGUGUUAACUAGACCAUGUAGAACUGUUUCAUAUGGUAGGUUGUUAUUAGUUACAAAUUAUGGCUGUAAGUUAAUAUUUUUUGUGUGGGUUCAUAAUAUAUUCUGACAACAUUAGGUUAAAUGUGAUUUUGUACCAGUACAUUUCACUUGAAUUUUUCUUGUGAAACAAUUUGUUGGGGUCUUGUGUUCAAGUUUUGUAAUAAUGUCUUCCACAGAUUACAGGUUAAUGUUUUGAAGUGUUAGUUCAGUAAAAAGCUUAAUUUGAAAAAUUGCAACUGCAUGCUCAUGCUAAUCACUUUACUAAGGUUGCAGUUGAAUAAAAUAAAAUUGAUAUUCAUUUAUUUCUUCAGGUUUUGUUGUGAGUGAAAAAUGCAAAUAAUUUCAUCAAGAUUUUCUGUGCUAAAAUAAAAAGCUUUGCCUCUUAAAACUAGCAUUAAAAUAAGAAGAUUAACCUUAAAAUUUCACCUAUUUCUGUGACUGCCUUAAAACGAUAUACCAAGUCUCGAAAAAAUGAUUAGCUUGUCAAAACCAUACUUGAAUCACAGUUUGCAGUUUUCAAGUAAGACUUCUAGCUCUUAAUUUAAUUUCCUUGGUACUGAUUUCAAUUUUAACCAACUCUCAGAGUGCCAUGUAGGGUAAUUCAGGACAGUAUUUGAUUCUGGAUUCCACACUGUGGAUUCUGGAUUCAAGGUGCUGGAUUCCAAAACACAGAAGAUUCCAGAUUGCUGGUUUGCUCAUAAUUUUCACAUUUCGUCUUCUAGGAAUGACUUUUAUGGGAGAUUACACUAUUGAAAGACAUGUUUGCAAACCCAUGUUUGUCUAUUUAUAUUUCCAUAACAACAUUUGAUAAUUACAAGAAAUAUAUUCUAGCAAGUUAAGGGAUUAAUUUUUCUUCUAGGAAUACCCGUUGAGAAUGUCCAUUUCUUAAGUCCAAUGUCCAUUCAUUUCACAUUUUUUAGCAACGCUGAGAGCCAAAGCCAUAUUUCUUUCAUUCAGGUUCCUCAAGAUUCUUCACAUGAUUUAACG